This is a messenger RNA of Phaethon lepturus (White-tailed tropicbird), 1311 nucleotides long. It is a transcript of the gene SIM1, whose product is annotated as single-minded family bHLH transcription factor 1. Bases 1 to 1311 code for a protein of 436 amino acids. Lineage: Eukaryota; Metazoa; Chordata; Aves; Phaethontiformes; Phaethontidae. The transcript is spliced from 4 exons. The record is from RefSeq and is a predicted model, not a curated record. Gene Ontology annotation, biological process: regulation of DNA-templated transcription. Gene Ontology annotation, molecular function: DNA binding; DNA-binding transcription factor activity.
AUGGACAGGGAUACUGAAUAUAAAGGACUACAGCUCUCCCUGGAUCAGGUCACUGCUACCAAGCCGGCAUUCUCAUACGCAAAUUCAACUCCGACCAUAACGGAUAAUAGAAAGGGAAGCAAAUCUCGCCUCUCGAGCACAAAGUCAAAAUCAAGGACAUCACCAUACCCACAGUAUUCUGGAUUUCACACGGAGAGAUCCGAGUCUGACCACGAGAGCCAGUGGGGCGGGAGCCCCCUGACCGAUACGGCUUCUCCCCAGCUGCUGGAGCCCACUGACAGACCCAGCGCCCAGCACCACGACGUCUCCUGUGCCUACAGGCAGUAUUCAGACCGCAGUGCUCUCUGCUAUGGCUUUACACUCGACCACCCCAGGCUCACCGAUGACAGACAUUUCCAUACCCAGGCCUGUGAAGGCGGCAGAUGUGAAGCUGGCCGGUAUUUCCUUGGCACGCCGCAGCCAGGGAGGGAGAGCUGGUGGGGUUCUCGUUCCGCACUGCCCCUUACUAAGUCAUCCCCUGAGAGCAGAGAAGCGUAUGAAAACAGUAUGCCCCACAUAACUUCGGUGCACAGGAUUCAUGGGAGAGGACACUGGGAUGAGGACAGCGUCGUUAGCUCACCUGAUCCUGGCUCUGCCAGCGAAUCAGGUGACCGAUACCGUACUGAGCAAUAUCAGAGCAGCCCGCAUGAGCCCAGCAAAAUUGAAACUCUAAUAAGAGCCACCCAGCAAAUGAUUAAAGAGGAAGAAAACAGACUACAGCUGCGGAAAACGACCCCUGAUCCACUGGUCUCCAUUAAUGGCACAGGGAAGAAGCACGCUAUCUGUUUUGCAAACUACCCUCAGCAGCAGUUGGCAGGGGAAGUCUGUCGCGUCCCAACGGUUGCCAACACUCCUCCCUGUGAACACAUCCAGCAACAAGAUGGAAAGAUUAUGAGCCCACAUGAAAAUGACUAUGACAACAGCCCCACAACACUGUCUAGGAUAAGCAGCCCCAAUUCUGACCGAAUAUCAAAAUCUAGUUUGGUACUAGCUAAAGACUACCUGCAUUCAGACAUGUCCCCUCAUCAAACCCCAGGGGACCACCCAGCAGCCUCUCCGAAUUAUUACAGCUCCCACAGGCAGUACUUUGAUAAGCAUGCUUACACAUUAACUGGAUAUGCCCUGGAGCAUCUAUAUGACACUGAAACCAUUAGAAACUAUUCACUAGGCUGUAAUGGAUCACACUUUGAUGUGACUUCUCACUUAAGGAUGCAGCAAGAUCCAGCACAAGGACACAAGGGAACAUCCGUUAUAAUAACCAAUGGAAGCUGA